UAUAUUAAUAUAUAAUUUUUUUGCAUUGUGUGGUACUUUGUCUUCGAUUAAUAUAUUUUAUGUUCGCUGCAAUUUUUUUGUUUUCCCAGUUAAAUUUCUUUUAAUUUUGUUGCUGAAAAUAUAACUUAUUUUUUAUGUCUUUUCAUUUUUUAAUUUUGCUCUUUCGUUCUUUAUUCACAAAUUGUAUUCAGUUGAACGAAAUCCAUUGCAAGACUAGAACUUAGGUUGAUAAGUUAAAGUUAGGUGAGGGCACGUGGUGGUAGGUCCUUUGGGCUCAAUUAUCUGCUAUUGCUUUACAUAAUUACAUGGAGUCCUUCACGGACCGUGAUAAUUGUGUAGAAUGACUCAUCCUAACUUUAUAUGUGAGUGUGAAGUGUGAACCUUUGUUUUUUCCUUCCAAUUAUUUGAAUUUAAUUUCUUAAUUAGCUGUUUUGCAAAUGGAUAAUUCUAGAUUAUCUCUUCUCUUAAUUGAUCAUCUUAUAGAUUGAGUAUUGGAUAUAUAAUAGAAUAAGUAGCAUUUAAAAACUAAGCUCUUUUAUUGACAUAACAUCAAAUGAUCCAAUAGGUGGCUUUUGAAUUAGCUCUGUGGCUUCUUUAGAAGAGAAGGAAAGAAAAAAAAGUAAAAGUUAAAAACUAAAAAUUGAUCUCUUUUUUUUGGUGAUUUCUGAAAGCUUAUUAGCAAGAUUAAGAUGCCUUGCCCUUUUGUCUCAAUCAGAUAAUUCCUCCUUGCUAGUUAGUUUCUGCCAAUCAAUCUAACUCUUACAACAGAAAAAAAGUAGGGAAAAAAAUAAAAAUAAAUAAAUAAGUAAAUAAAUAAAUCUGAUCUUUUGUGCUACUUCAUCUUUUGUGCUGACAAAUAUCUCAGUUUCAGUAUCCACAGAAGUCCAUAUUCUUUUGGCAGGAGCUGUUCCAGGAUCCUAUACCAACAUAAAUUAAAACAUGCCCAUUAUUCAUUUUUCUAUGAUGGCCUAUUGAGAUGAACUUUGGUGUGUAAGCUUCCUCGUUCAACUUGAACAUGUUACAACUUUAGUCGUUGUACCUCUGUUCUGUUGCAACUUUCUUAUUGGCAAGGUUUACAUAAAGUUGGGUGUGGAGAUUUCUGCUGAUGUUGAACUUGUAGAACCAUUACCAAAAUCCUGUAUAUGGCGACAAGCUAGAGGUUCAGCUACUGAAAUUUCUGGAAUUGAUGAUGGUCUAGGAUCCAUAGACAAGGCUAGUGUUGCACAACAGUGGUACGAUGAACUGGAUGAUCUUGCCGCUCCUAAACCCAAAACAGAAAUGGUUGUUGAAGAUGAUAAUCUGAAUAACAAUUUGGUUGUUGACGAUAAGAAAAUUUGCAUCAACUGUUGUGUUUGCAAUAGCUCUGGAACAAGUGAGGCAUUUGCUUGGAUUUCUUCUGUUUCUGGGAUUAAAGUGGGUACUGAUUUUUCUCUCACCAGUUUCUUGUUAUUGCUUUUGAACAAGCGCUUGUUGAGUCCAUCUUGUUGAGGAAGCAAAACUUGGAGGGCCAGUCCAUUAUCGAUACAUGUAUCCUAUCGAAAGGGAAUUGGGACACUUGAAGUCCUUUGUACGAAAUAAAGCACAUCCAGAAGGUUCUAUUGCUGAGGGUUAUUUAGCUGAAGAGUCUCUUACUUUCUGUUCUCGGUAUAUUGACGACAUGGAGACUAGAUUUAACAGGCCUAGUCGUCUUUGUUAUGAUCCCCCUUAUGAAAUGUCUUCAGUCUUGCCCAAGUUAGGUACUCCACAUGGAGGUCAUUCAAACUUCAAUUUAACUAAAAUAGAGAAGUUGCAAGCUCAUCGUUAUGUGGUUUUCAAUCGCGAAGGUGUGAAACCAUAUAUCAAUGCCUUUAGAGACCACAUUAGGAGAACUUCAAAGGGAAGAAGACUCUCACCUACAGAGAUAGAAAAGAAAGUUAAUAAAUAUUUUGUUGAUUGGUUUCAAGCAUUGAGUGUGAAUCCAGAUAAUCCAUAUGAAAUGUCAACUGAUAUAAAGUUUCUUGCACGAGGCCCAAUGAUGAAUGCAAGGAGAUUUUCUGUUUAUGACAUCAACGGGUAUAGAUUUCGAACUUUGACUAGAGAAUUUGGUCUUAAGACACAAAAUAGUGGAGUAUUCUUAGUCUCUAACACACCCUGCAUUGCAAGUAUUGCUGAUAGAAAUAUGAGACAAGCAAAUUUGCCAUAUUAUGACAAGUUAGAAGAUAUAAUUGAACUUAACUACCAUGGACAAUUUUCUGUUGUUCUUUUUAAAUGCAAAUGGGCUGACAAUACUAGGGACAGAGGCUAUAAAAAGGACCAUUGGAAUUUCAAUUGUGUCAAUUUUGAUAGAUUAAUUCACACGGGUGAGCGUGAGGAAUAUGAACCUUAUAUUGAAGCAUCUUAAGCACAAAUGGUGUAUUAUGUUGAUGAUAUGGUAAAUAAAGGGUGGAGUAUUGCUGUGCAUGUCAAGCCAAGGGAUAUGUAUGACAUGGGUCAAGGAAAUGAAGAUAUAGUGUACGAAAAUGAGCUGAUCAAGAGCAAGAACUUGAACAAUUAUUUGACCCUAAUAAUGAGUACAUCCAAUUAGCUACCAAUUUAUUAGAUAACGAUGCUAUUGAAGAUAAUGUAGCUACUAACUUGGCAAGGGAUAUGUUUGAAUGAAAGUUUGUACAAAAUUUUACCAAAGAUUUCAUAUGGAAAGACAACCACUAAUAAUAAUUAGUAGAGGCAGAGCUUUGUACUGAAGUUGGAAUUGUUACCAGAGGUAUUAUUAUCACUAUUA
This is a messenger RNA of Arachis ipaensis, 2758 nucleotides long. The record is from RefSeq and is a predicted model, not a curated record. NCBI's taxonomy places the organism in Eukaryota, Viridiplantae, Streptophyta, Magnoliopsida, Fabales, Fabaceae.